This is a messenger RNA of Drosophila nasuta, 1562 nucleotides long. RefSeq names its product DNA-binding protein Ets97D (gene Ets97D). The record is from RefSeq and is a predicted model, not a curated record. Gene Ontology annotation, cellular component: nucleus. Gene Ontology annotation, biological process: cell differentiation; regulation of transcription by RNA polymerase II. Bases 36 to 1502 code for a protein of 488 amino acids. Gene Ontology annotation, molecular function: sequence-specific DNA binding; DNA-binding transcription factor activity, RNA polymerase II-specific. The transcript has 4 exons. NCBI's taxonomy places the organism in Eukaryota, Metazoa, Arthropoda, Insecta, Diptera, Drosophilidae.
UGCUAGAAUCUGGACACAUUCUGAUUGUUUGGCAAAUGAGACGCACGGAAUUUGUUAAAAUCGCUGUAAAUUGUAAACAAUUAAUUAUGGAAGGCAACCACGACCUGUCCGAUGAGUUAAUACGGCGCCUAAGCUCAGGUGGUCUGGAGGAAGUGAUGGCGAGUGAAAUCUUUGAGGAAACGAACAUCUAUGAGGAUGGCAAUGAUGUGGAAAAUGAACCAGAUGACAUUAUCAUUGUGCACAUGGACAUCCGGGAACCGUUGAGCACGCUGAAGAAGCUGGUGGAGCAAAAGAUUGGCGUGGAGCUGCAUUACUACACAUUCUGCCUGCAGGAUGCACAGGAGCUGGAGCCGCACAAGAAUCUGGUGGAUCAGUGUGUCAAGGGCGAGGGCUUGGUGCAGAUCAAUGUGCAAAUCCAAACGAUACGCAAGAAAAUCAAUAUUGCGGACGUGCUGAAGCCCACAGAGGCAGCGCUGGCCACGCUAGCCAUUGAGGAAGCUUCACAACCGCAUAUGCAGGACAGCGACAAGAGCUCGACAAGCGAUAGUCCAAGCAAAGCUUCCAAAAAACAAAAGAUCAAGGAGGAAGUGGCUGAGGUAGAAGUCACCGACGACGACAAAGAUGCGGAUGGCGAGGUGACGAAACCGGUGCUCAACUGGGUGCUCGACAGCAAAUUCAAGCGUGAGCAAAUACGCCUCAAAAUACCCGAAGCAGUCAGUGAAUGGUCGCAAGCGCAUGUUGCCCAUUGGCUGGAAUGGGCUAUUAAGGAAUUUGAGCUGCGUGAUCUUAACGUGGAUGCGUGGUACAUCAAUGGACAAGCGUUGUGCGCCAUGACGCACGAGGAGUUUAGUCGCAAGCUGCCGCGUGAUCCGGGCAAUGUGUUCUGGACGCAUUUGCAGUUACUCAAGGAGUGCAACUUUGUUUCUGUGGUGCACAAACAGGCGGAGGAGUUGCGCAAACCCAAGCAAACGAAACCAGCGGGCACAAUGUCGGCGACGACGACAAGCACAGGAGGCCUGGAGCAGCGUAUUAUGCGUAAAUCAUAUCAGAGUGUUAAAAGCAAUGACUCCUCGGAGAGUUCGCCGGCACCGCAGAGUCCCAGUCAUCACAACAGCAUUGGUUCAGGCAACAAUGGCCAGGUACAGCUGUGGCAAUUUCUGCUCGAAAUACUCACGGACAGCGAGCACACAGAUAUCAUAGAAUGGGUGGGCACCGAUGGCGAGUUCAAGCUGAGCGAUCCGGAUCGUGUGGCACGCCUUUGGGGCGAGAAGAAGAACAAACCCGCCAUGAACUAUGAGAAGUUGUCGCGUGCGUUGCGUUACUAUUACGAUGGCGACAUGAUAUCCAAGGUGUCGGGCAAGCGGUUUGCCUACAAGUUCGACUGUGAUCUAAAGCUACUAAUUGGCUACGAUGCCUGCGAGUUGUCACGCUUGGUAAACGAGCGCAAAUGGACAGAUCAUCUGCAGACGACACGCAAGGAGGCCAGCAAUGAGGCAACAUGACCUGACGACGAUGACGACAUCGACAUCAAGAAGCAGGAUCCCAGCAUUCUAUGGAAAUAC